AUGGCCAAAUUACUUCGUCAAGAUAUCCUUGCCAAGACCCCAAAUCCCCAGGAUGAAAGCCCUCUCUACGCCAAGCUCCCAGGAGAAGUCAGAGACAACAUCUUCUCUUAUGUUCUCACGGAUCAUCCGGACCCAACACCAACCAAAAAGUUCAAGGAAAACACAUGCUACACUCGCCCUUCGUAUCUAGCAGCUCAAUCAACCGAUACCAGACUUCUUCGUACCUGUCGCGCUAUCUACCGCGAAACUUGGUUCAAGCCAUUUGUCCUGCGAGAGCACACAGAAUGGGCUACAAGUGAAGACCGUGCUCCUCCACCUGGCAAGGCUCCUCCACGUCUGCGCCCCAUGGUCGCAGAGAUCUCCAAAUCUUUAGGCACAGACAAUGUCGAGAUUGAGAGACUGAGAAUCUUUGCUCAGAUGUACAGACUCGAAGAAAACGGUCUGCAAGACAUCCUACGGAUGCCCCAUCUGGCUCCCCGCACCAUUACGCUCACCAUUCGUCACACUGAUUGGUGGUAUUGGGAGGAGGAUGAGCCCCUACACUUCGAGGGAAACUGGAUCGAGGGAGUUUCUCAAGUGCUGACUCCCAGUACGACUCAAUUCUGCAUUGAGCUGGAGUCGCUCGAGCGUAAGAAGGAUCAGGUCGACAAGAUCGCCAAGCAGAUGGUCGACGCAUGGUUCUUCAAACGACCCGAUGGCGUUGUUCUCUACGCUGAUACAUCAGAUGCCAACCGCAAAGUAAGUCGCUGGAGUGGAUCAAGCACUUGGCACGGUCAACGCUGGACUCGAGAUGAAACGGAACCCAACAAACUCGACUACUACAUCGUCUCCAUCACGUUCCGUCCUCUGAUCUCUAUUGAGAGAAGUGGUGGCUCCGUAAGCGAACGUGCAAUCAAGGAAGCACAAGACCCUCACGACUUGGGUCGUCCCAAACUCUUGCUUCCAGACAACCAAGAGAGAAUAACGACCGAAUACCCUUACGAUGAAGGUUACAGUGGAUUGCCGCAGCCAGAGUCGGACAACGAUGAGUGGUAUGCGGAAAUGGAGGAGAUCUAUGGCAAUGGCCGAUUCAUGCAAGGACUUUUUGAUGACGCCUCUGCAUACCCGCCCUAUGCGAUCCUCUCUCAUUGCUGGUAUUCAUCGGAACACGAGCUGACCUUCAAAGACUUUGAAGAUCUAAGUCAGCACACUUCAAAACCCGGGUAUUCCAAGAUCAUCAGCGCCUGCCAUGCCACCGUUACUCAGGGCUACGACUGGCUCUGGGCGGACAGUGUCUGCAUCAAUGAAGAAGACGCAGUUGAGAAGGAGGAGACCAUGAAAAAGAUUUACUCAAUGUUUUUAAAAGCAGGAAUUUGUCUGCUGUAUCUCAGCGAAAUACCCAAUGCGAAUAUCAAGGAUGAUGGUAAAGAAGUAUUAUCUUCAGAGGUUCGAAAGAGCCGGUGGGUGAGUCGAGCAUGGACUUACCAAGAGUUAAUUCCACCGCAUAAGUCGGUAUUUUAUGCCGCCGAUUGGUCUCAAUUAGACCCAGAGUUUCAGGCUAAAAUCAACACUAAAAUACCUGGAGUGAGCCAAGACGAUGGAUCAAAAGAAGACAGAACACAUCGCCAUUUUCCGUACCAACCUCCCAGAGUCCGAAGUUCUCGGCGGAAGAGCAAGCCAGUCUAUCAACCGGGGGCUGCCACAGAAGAAGAGAUCCAAGCUGCCGAGAACCCAACCCCAACCCCAACUCCGUCACCUCCCCCGGCUGUAGUCGAACCUCAGCACAAAAGUAAUGCUAGCCAAAGUAAACAACCCUCAACCACCACUGAUGGUUCCGCCCCAAGAACUUCAGGGCCGACAGGGGCUGGGUCACCGAGUUCGUUCACAUCCUUCAGCUCUGCUCAACCCGCCAGUAAGGAGGAGCGGGAAAGUCUUAUCAACUCGCAACUAGAUAUUUACCUCAACACCCCUUACGAAUCGGCACUGAUGAGCUCAUUCAUACACAGAACGGGGUGGUCCGGUGACUCUGGUGACGACGAUGUAACGAGGGACUUCAACGACCUGCCAGCAAACAGUGGCUACGUGGUCAACUUAAAGGGAUCCGGUUAUGACAUUGUUUUCGCUCGUGGGAAGGGAACUCCUUUGCUCUACAUGCCGCCAAAUUACAGCCACCGAGGGGCCGCCCAAAUGUUAAAAAAAAGCCUUACUGUGCCGCUCUUACCCUCUUCUGUUCCAACGGUAACAUUCGAGGAAUAUGGGGAAUACCAGGUCAUCUGCGAGUCGCAGAAGCAGAUGUGCCUUGCGGGUCUUACAUCAGCAGUACUUAGAGAUGAGAAGGCCUACGGGAAUGACUUCACGUUGAAGUUUGGGGUCGCGUUUUCCGAUGGCUCUGUCUGUUCGCCACAAGUGUCGUUCUCGGAUCUCGCUUCUCAUAACUCUCCCUUGGAGCCUGUAGCGCAAGGUGAGCCAUUGGAUCAUCCGACUAUGGACCUUGCAACUUCGGGUCUCUUUGGUGAUCAGCAGGCCAUGGACCACCUCGCUAAUGGACAUCAUGUCCUCCUCCGUCCGAUGAAGGAUGCAGGGCCAGCGGACAGCUACCCUCAUAACCCUGGUUCUAUCAAUACCCAAAGCCCUAACGAGUAUGGUAGUGUACAAAGCGAGGCCAUCACCAAUAGCCCAUGUUCGUCAACUUUUGACCUCACAGUCCAGAGUAAAGGGACACAUCCGUCGACCGUCCCUACUUCUCUGGCGCAUAAGUCCCAAAAUCUAAAGCCUCUCUUGAGCUCUCUGCAGGCAACAGUAGGCCAAGCCGACGAAGAGAAGAAUGAAUCACCAACUCAACACGAAGAAGAACAGAAUCAGUGGUCUCCUCGCAAGUCCGAAAAGAGUCACGCUGAAUUCGAUAGAGCUACAACUUAUUCUUUUGAUACGCUCUCUGAUGACCCCAAAUUGCAAUACUUCCAGGCCUUUAUAGAUCAACUCGCUGAAGAUGUGAGGGCCGAUAUUCAAGGCACAACUAUGAAAGACGUCGGACCAGGUUUCCUUGAAGACAUCCUAAGAGAGUUUGCUUGGAAGCUACACGGAGAGGCAACCAACCCUUUUCAGCUCGAAACGUCUGUCAUCAUCCACCGUAAGAGGAGAUAUAUUGUCGACCUUCUGGACUUCCAGGUUCCGUCAUUUGAAACAGUUGAGAGCGAGUCGGUUCAUAGUUUCAUGGGCUCGGAGGAGGCAGACUAUGAAAACGGAACUCCCACUGAACCCUUUAGAAAAGCAGAAGAAACGAUUGUUGACUGGAUAGGCGGCGUUAGCUCUGGAGCAACAAGCCACCUUUCACAAAUGCCAAAGUAUAGACAAUUCAUCCAAGGUUCUAACGCUUACCGAUGGCUUCUGGCCAAGAUUAGCCAACAUCGUCAGCUUGCAUGCGAGAAACCUAGCAGUAUGGACAAGAUUGGAGCAAGCAUCAGAGAGGAUCUCAGAUCUCAUAUCUCUCAACGCAAGAUUAGUAGGAGUCAAGCGCCUAUCUGGUUCGAGAUGAUAUACAUUCUGGGAUGGGAUCCAAUGCGUUUGAUGCGGCGUGCUGGGAUUUCCUCAGACUUUGCUAAAGCUUUGCCCAACAUUAUUUGCUUGACCGGUAGCUGGAACGAAGCUCAGGCUACAACUGUUGCCGAGUACAUGGAGCAAACAUGGCCACAAUCUGGUGGUGCUAUCAUUACUCUACUUCAAGAAAUACUUUCGGUCUGGGAAAAGAGUAAUGCUGGACAUUCCGAGAUUUCGGUUGAUUGCAAACACUCUUUUGAUCUCAUUGCACUCAAAGGUGUUAUAAAGCCUGACUCGGAUGGCAAUAUCUGUUAUCAAGUAUCUGCAAAAGGUGGCUACUACAUCGUGUCCGAAAUAGGCGAACAAAUAUCUUGGCUGGCCUCUGCCCUUCGAUCGGUUACAGGGACAGGCAGCGACUUUGUUUCAACUACACCAAGCAUCGAGACUUUGUUCACAAGCGUAGUCAGAAGUAGAAGUAGUGAGAGGAUCAAGGGUAUUACAGGGACCUGCUGCAUCAAGUUUAGCCAGCGAAUCGAAGCCCCCGACGAUCUAGAUUCAGGUUCAUGCUGGAAACGGCUGUUCAGCCGUCCUAACUUUGUACGCGGCUACCCGAUUCAGCGACGCUCAAUGCCUCGAACUGGCCUGGAGAUGCCCUUACGAUAUGCAGCCUCUAUUGUGGGAUCUUAUGAGGUGGUUCGAUGGGACGGGAGACUGUUGAUCAAAGGAUUCAACAUGCUAAUGAUUGCUACACAUGUGGCUACUGAUGUGAUGGUGUGGCAUCUUUAUGUCACUGAUAAACCUGGGGUGAGAAUCUCAUAUGUUGACCCAAGGCUUGAUGAGAUCGAGUUGAAGUAUCCUGAGGAGAUAUCUCUGCGGUACAUUGAGAGGAAACGUCAUAUCAUAGGAUGGUGCACUAAAGCUACAGACCUUUGUGGAAAUCCUACAGCCAACCAUGCGAUAAAACCCGCUGGUUUACCUAGGGCACCAGCGUCCACCGUGAUCGAUAAAUUAUAUAUCGAAGGCGGCAGCCCCGUUACGGCUGGUCUCAUGUUAGAUAUAAACAAAAAAGAGCAGCCAUUCUGGCUACAACGAGAGAAAGACUACCCAAGUCUCCUUAAUUGGGUCAAACUUCAACCUGUUGUAUUCUAUGAUGUGGAGGACCGACGUGCAUGGCUCGUCGAUGGUGCUUCUGCCGUGCUCCAUCUUGUCCGCGUGUCGCUUCACCGAGAUACAAACGACCCUGAAUCAGCCUACGACUGGGUCUACGAUCCCAGCAAGCUUAAGGAUUACUGGCCUGGGGUUGGAAGUCGCCAAGCAGCACUCCAGACUUUGAAGCGAUGGGAGAAUCGUGCUCUGAGUGUUUACGUCGUUGGUAACCAUGUCGAUCCGAAUGGCGCCCUGAUUCCAAAGUAUUCUACAUUCGAGGAGCGGGUGGAAAACAUUCUUCACUCUAUAGAAAGGCUUGUCGAUAGGCAGGCCAAGACAGCCUCCCAAGAUGGCAUCAGGAUUUCUCAAACGCUGGAUCCACGUCGAGAAAUCGUUGGUUUCGACAUCGUCGACAUCAUCGAUCCGUCGGUCCCGAUAUAUCCGCGGAUUCAACAUCUCAACGCGUGGGGUCAUGGUUGGAAUGACUUGAUACCAACAAUCGGCAUAACUACUAUCUUUGGGCGCAAUUUUGGGGAUCUAAUACGAUCUGAUAAGCCUGAUGAAAUUUGUCCAAAUUGGAGAUCGAUUCCAACAGGAAGGGACUACUUGGCUGCGUCUGUUUCGACGAUGCAGAUGCUCCAUGAGAAGCGGCUCCUUAGAAUGGAGCCGGGUCUUGUCGGAGGUGAACUCACCAAGAAGAUUACAUGGGUAGCCUCCAAAGAGGCAUCCGUGCAGUGCAAUUGCCUCAAGAGACACAGCAUGAGAGGUGCCCAAGUUGCUAGGAGCGAGUGCAAUCAUAACCCUGUCCAAUUCCUUGCCAGGAAAUGGUGGUCCCGUACAACACCACACGGCCUAAAGCCUGUGCACUUGGGAUCGCUUGAUCCUGGAGGGGCCGUGAUAUUUGGCCACACUGUUCUGGGACUAAGGGCUGGAGACAGAUCAACGUCGAGACAGGCAGAUGAUGACGGUGCUGCAUCGACGACCAGCGGCGAGCAGACCCAAGAUGCUUCAGCAACUGGCUCAAUCGUGAGUCAGACGACAUCCAUUACUGUCCCUAGUGUUGGAAAUUCCAGCCAGGACGUGAGAAGUGCUCAGCAGAGCUUGGAUAGUACAAGUAACGCGACAGGUGAGGGUAAGAGGAAGAGAUGGUCAAAGUUCAAGGAUUGGGUCAAAAGAUAA
Molecule: messenger RNA, 5841 nt
Organism: Fusarium subglutinans
Lineage: Eukaryota; Fungi; Ascomycota; Sordariomycetes; Hypocreales; Nectriaceae
Exons: 7
Coding region: 1-5841 (1946 amino acids)
Source: RefSeq, a predicted model, not a curated record